AUGUCCAAUCAAAAGAGCAGAGUCAGCCAUCAAGAAUCUAGAAGUCCAGGUGGGACAAUUGGCAAAGCAACUGGCAGACCGACCGUCAAGCAGCUUUGGAAGGUUGUUAUGACUAGAAGCAAAAUGGUGAGCAUGAAUGAAGGUGAGAAGAGGAUAGGUGAAGAAAAACAACAGCUGGUGACUGAACCAGAAAUUAACCCAGUGGUAGAACCUUUGAGUGAGACUGAGGAAGAAGUGGAAGCAGAAGAUGAUCAACAGAAGGAGAUACCAAUAAUUAAUAAGUACAUUCACAGUGAAAACAUCAUUGUGGAAGGAAACUGCAGUGCUGUAAUUCAGAGGAUCCUUCCACCUAAGCACAAAGAUCCUGGGAGUGUGACUAUUUUGUGUGCAAUUGGUGAAGUUUUUGUUGGCAAGGCUCUUAUUGAUUUGGGAGCCAGUAUUAAUUUGAUGCCGCUUUCCAUGUGCUGGAGGCUUGGAGAGUUGGAGAUAAUGCCGACUAGGAUGACUUUACAGUUAGCAGAUCGCUCCAUCACCAGACCCUUUAGAGUGAUAGAAGAUGUUUUAGUUCGGGUCAAACACCUUACCUUCCCAGCUGAUUUCGUAGUGAUGGACAUAGAAGAGGACUCUAAGAUUCCCUUAAUCUUAGGGCGUCCAUUUAUGUCAACCGCUAGUUGUGCAGUAGAUAUGGGGAAGGGAAAGUUGGAGCUGAGUGUUAACAAUCAAAAUGUUACUUUUGAUUUAUUUGACACUAUCAAGCAUUCGAGUGAUCAUAAGGCCUGUUUUAAGAUGGAUAAGGUGGAACAAGAGAUUGAUAUGGUAGCUAAAGCCAUGGUUAUGCAAACUCCACUUGAAAAAGUGCUUACCAACACCCUUGAGUGUUUGAUUGCAGCACAAGAAAAAGAAGUGCAUAGUUGCUUGAAGGAAUUAGAAGGUGAGCAAGAGAGUUUUGCUGAAAGGAUGAAAGUUGAAGAGUUAAAGAGAGACAGACCACCAGAGGAAGCAAAAGUGGAAUUGAAGACCCUUCCUAAGCAUUUAAAGUAUGUAUUUUUAUGA
Glycine soja is the source of this 1053-nucleotide messenger RNA. RefSeq lists its product as uncharacterized. The coding region runs from base 1 to 1053 and encodes 350 amino acids. The record is from RefSeq and is a predicted model, not a curated record. NCBI's taxonomy places the organism in Eukaryota, Viridiplantae, Streptophyta, Magnoliopsida, Fabales, Fabaceae. The transcript has 2 exons.